Messenger RNA from Ilex paraguariensis (yerba mate), 1248 nucleotides. NCBI's taxonomy places the organism in Eukaryota, Viridiplantae, Streptophyta, Magnoliopsida, Aquifoliales, Aquifoliaceae. The record is from the annotation of a GenBank genome assembly.
UCUCUCUCUCUCUCUCUCUCUCAUACACACACACACACAUUUCGAAUAUGCUUACCUCCAAACCCCAAAUCAAACUGUCCGAUGAAGACGAAGAAUUCUUGACGGCGAUGCGAUUUCCCAUCGGCGCAGUUCUUCCGAUGGUUCUAAAAGCUGCAAUCGAGCUCGAUUUAUUCGAGAUCAUGGCCAAAACUUCUCCAGGUGGCCGCCAACUCUCCUCUUCCGAGAUUGCUUCGCAACUUCCCACUCGAAAUCCCGAAGCCCCAGUGAUGCUCGAUCGUAUGCUUCGGUUUCUUGCUAGCAACUCAAUCCUCACAUGCACUCUCAACAGAGAUGAAAGCGGAGAUGCAAAAAGAUCGUAUGGGUUGACACCUAUUUGCAAAUACUUUGUCCGAGAUCAGCAUGGAGUUUCUCUCUCUCCCUCUGUACUCCUUCUUCAAGACAAAGUAGUCAUUAACUGUUGGUACCACUUGAAAGAUGCAAUUAUUGAGGGAGGAAUCCCAUUCAACAAGGCUCAUGGGAUGCAUGCAUUUGAAUACCCUGAGAAAGACAGCAGAUUUAAUGAGGUUUUCAACAAAGCCAUGUACAACCACACCACUAUGUCCAUGAAUAAAAUACUUGAAACCUACAAGGGAUUUGAGGGCAUACAAGAGAUAGUAGAUGUUGGUGGUGGGUUUGGUGCAACACUAGGCAGUAUAGUCUCCAAGUACCCUAAUAUUAGGGGUAUUAACUUUGAUUUACCUCAUGUGAUUAAAGAUGCACUUCCUUUCCCAGGUGUGGAGCAUGUUGGGGGAGAUAUGUUCGAAAGUGUUCCAAAAGGGGAGGCUAUCUUUAUGAAGUGGAUACUUCAUGACUGGAGUGAUGAUCACUGCUUGAAGCUAUUGAAGAAUUGUUGGAAUGCACUUCCAGAUUCCGGUAAGGUGAUAGCGGUCGAAUCAAUACUGCCGGAGUACCCGGAGACUGAUUUAUUGUCUCAAACUAUUAUUGGCUCCGACAUGGUUAUGUUGACACUGAAUCCCGGAGGGAAAGAGAGGACGGAGAAAGAAUACGAGGCAUUGGUAAAAGCAGCUGGAUUUGCUGCUUUGAAACUUAUAUGUUGUGUACAAAGCUACUGGAUCAUGGAAUUCUACAAGAAAUGUAACUUCUAGCGAGCAUGAAAGUACAAUUCUACUCUUUUUAGAGUACUAGUUGGUGGCCACGUAUGUUGCACGCGGACCAUUUUAUUAAUGUAUAAGAUAUUUGAAACUUUCA